Molecule: messenger RNA, 363 nt
Organism: Tuber melanosporum (Perigord truffle)
Lineage: Eukaryota; Fungi; Ascomycota; Pezizomycetes; Pezizales; Tuberaceae
Exons: 1
Coding region: 85-216 (43 amino acids)
Source: RefSeq, a predicted model, not a curated record
GUGGACCCUGCACGGUUUCAUCAUGGCGUAGCGCCAGGGAGUAGCAACCAUGAGCAACCGGUCUUGAGCCAAAACAGAUCAGAAAUGAUCCGCAAAACAAGAAUAUCUUCACAUCAACAAAACAAAAGCCAGAAGCAAGAAAGACCAUCCCCCCCGCAACGAGCCAUGCAAGAUAGUACCCAGCUUUACCGAGAAGUCAGCACACUGCUAACAUAACCCAGCGCUCGUCACAAAUGAUGCGUACUGCAAGACAAUAUAAGGCACGAUAACUCCGCCCCCUCCUCCUCCUUCCUACAAACAAACAACCAUACACUUACAUACACUAUACACCAUACACCAUACAACACUCCACUCCACCACUUC